AGGAAGCUGCUGCUACUACUUUCUGUUCCGGCAGCCGGCACCGGCUCUUUCGGAUCCUGCCGACCUCAUGGCCCCUGCAUCGCGGAUCGCAGACCUUAGGCAGGCGGGGAACGAACAGUUCCGCAACGGGCAGUACAGCCAGGCGGCUACGCUCUACGGCCGGGCGCUGGAGUUACUAGAAGCGGCAGGAGAUAAGAAUGCAGAAGAGAAGAGUGUUCUUUAUUCCAAUCGUGCUGCCUGCUAUUUGAAGGAUGGGAACUGUAGUCUCUGUAUUAAGGAUUGUUCUGCUGCCCUGGAUCUGGUUCCAUUUGGGAUCAAACCUCUGCUGAGGCGAGCAGCAGCUUAUGAAGCUCUCGAGAGAUACCAGUUAGCCUAUGUGGAUUACAAAACUGUAUUACAGAUCGACUGCACUGUACAGGCUGCACACGAUGGAGUCAAUAGAAUGACUAAGGCUUUAUUGGAAAAGGAUGGUCUUCAAUGGCGUCAGAAGCUGCCACCCAUCCCAUCUGUUCCUGCUUCUGCUCAGAGAAGGUGGGAGCCUCCUCCACCAGGAAGCCAAGAAGCUUCAAGAAGUAAAGCAAAGGAUAUUGCACCUGUAUCAAAGCAAGCUGCCGCAACUGAACGAGCAAAUGCUUUGAAGCAAGAAGGAAAUGAAUUUGUAAAGAAGGGCAACUAUAAGAAAGCUAUUGAAAAGUACACAGAGAGCUUAAAACUCCAUAAGCUGGAAUGUGCAACAUACACUAACAGGGCUCUUUGCUACCUGAACCUUAAGCAGUACAAAGAAGCAAUUCAAGAUUGCUCAGAAGCCCUUCAGAUAGACCCAAAGAGUGUCAAGGCAUUUUACAGACGAGCGCAAGCAUACAAGGAGCUCAAGGACUACAAAUCCAGCAAAGCAGAUAUCAACAGCCUCUUGAGAAUUGAACCAGAAAACAGUGCUGCUAAGAAACUACUGCAAGACUUAAACAAAAUCUUAAAAUAAGAGAGGCUAAAGACAGCCUUAUGCUCUCCUGAUAAGUUUUUUGUUUUUUAAAAAAUCACAGGGACCAGCUUGAAUGCAGGUGCAAAAUUCACCUUCAAGGCUUGCUGUCAUCUCUCCGGUUCCUUGCUUUAUAAAAGUUGUUCAUUCUUCCUCCUAAAGCCUUCCGAAUGUUUAGUGUGACCUCUUGAGAUUCGCAACUUCCCAGCAAAAUUCUAGAGAGGUAGCUGUGCUGUAAAUCUUUGUGCUAGCAGAACUACAGAUUUUAAGCACUUAAAGAUUCUAGGAGCAGCAUUUGUCAAAUAAGAUAUUUCUGGUGUGUGUCUGCAGAGAGAACAUUACUCAAAGCCUCUGCUAGUGGCUGCCUGUUCAUUUAGAUACCAGGACAGUGCAAACAGAAGCCUUGAGUUAAUAGAGUGGCAGAUGGAAGUAAGAGUUUCAAACAUAGUCUGCUUUGCCUUAACUUUUAUGCACUAGGCUCCAAGGGAGUGUUUGGUCUUCAGAAUGUUACUUAUGACUCUAAUGCUGCUUUUGUCUUUUACCAAAGAGCUUGGUACAUUGUGUUGCCCUUAUAAUGUGUGUACCUUUUCAAAAUGGAGUUUUUGUUGAUUAGGCCCAGUUUACAUAUUCUUAGGUUAAAUACCUCUUAGGAGAUGUUGUACAUGCCUUUUACUACAGUUGGACAUUUCCUCCCCACCCCCUCUCCUGAACACAUAUCAAAGUAGUAGUUGUAGGGCAUAGUGAGGAGGAAGUACUCAGCUGGAGGAGCCUGCAUGUGCAAGGAUAUGUGUAACUGCCUGCAACAAGUAGCUUUUUUAGCCCUGCUUCUCACAAACAGCAGAUAAGUUCGUGCAGUAUAAAGGAUCAGUUUGACUGAUUGUUCAGAAAGAUUUAGAGAACUGGAUAGUAAGAGGGGAGAGGAUUUUAGCCUAGCAUUCUUCCUACCAUAGUAGUUUUCUCCAUGUGGUGAACAAAAACACUCUGGAGCUUCCUCAGUUUUCUUUAUUGCCUGAAAGCUCCUGCCUUUAAAGUUGGAUUUGGGGGUGUGGGGAGCUCUGCAUGCAGCCUCUUCACACAGACCUGUGUUGUGGAGGCUACGAGCAUGUACCUUAGAAAAUGACUGCUGUUAUUGUUGCACUGAGAGAUACAAGACAGAUCUACUAGUAACUGCUCCUCCCUUUGGAGAUUUUGAAUAGAGAAGAACAGCUGGCCACAGAACCUUUAUUUAAGAUCUCUGUCCUCAGGCUCCAGUCGCAAAGCUGGAUUCUUACACUAUAAGUCACUCUAUGCUCCUGAUACUGUUUUGAAGUUUUAAAAUAAACGUGUUUGGUUCUACUACUGGACAA
This is a messenger RNA of Elgaria multicarinata webbii, 2322 nucleotides long. It is a transcript of the gene TOMM34, whose product is annotated as translocase of outer mitochondrial membrane 34. Gene Ontology annotation, cellular component: mitochondrion; cytosol. NCBI's taxonomy places the organism in Eukaryota, Metazoa, Chordata, Lepidosauria, Squamata, Anguidae. The record is from RefSeq and is a predicted model, not a curated record. Gene Ontology annotation, molecular function: heat shock protein binding. The transcript has 7 exons. Bases 68 to 979 code for a protein of 303 amino acids.